AUUCGAGGAUAUAUAUGUGUGUGUGCGUGUGGCGAGAGCGCGAACGCAAGCGCGCGCGCAACGACAUAUAAUAACUAAACGUCAGAGAUUUAUUGUAACAUUACUGUGAUCGCUGAAACACUUGGUAGUAAAUGUAGUUUCUACCCGGAAAGGAGUAACAGAGGUCACAACGACACGGUAUUUCUGAACAAACCCAAAGGCGUGAGGGUGAGCAGAGCAGCAUGUUCUCUUUCCUGGGUUUACGUAAAGAUCCAAAGAAGUCGACGUCAGAGAGGGAUGCUGAUGGAGGCUUUGUGAUCAUUGCUUGUUCCUUUGCAGGAGAAACAGUUGAAGAGCAAAGGCGGAAGGUGCAGUCGAUGAACAUUGCACAACCUUCAACAAAUGUUAUUGUCUUGCCAUCUAAGCCAUCAUGUCCAGCUCCAGCUCGCCCAGUGGAAACAAUCACAACUCCACCUCCAACGAACGUGGAAGAUGGGUCCUCCUCAGUCACAGAGGCUUCUUCAAUGGCCCCUGAUCUCCUUGGUGACAUCCCCUUCGCUUUGGCACCUCAUGUUCAGGCAGUGCAGAGAGGUUUCCCUUAUAUUCCCGAUGUACUGCUGUCCAAGGACAUGAACUCUAGCCUAACGUAUUUUCAUUAUGACUUCACUUUGGAAAAAUCCAUUCUACAAAUGUGAUCGUUUUCACCAAACCCAAAUCAUGUUUUUGUCUGUAUUGCAUUUGUUUGCUACUGUACAUCCUGUUCAGAGUCAUGAAUGGGCUUUAGUUGAUCUCAGAAUUGGACAAGUGUUGUACAUCCUAUUUGUCAAUCAGACAUCAAGACAAUCACACUAACUGCAGUGGUUACCCAUUAAGAUACAGUGAGUGGUUCAGCACUUGUUCUCCCCCAAAUUCAUCCUUAUAACAACUUUUCACCAAAUCAAAUGAA
This is a messenger RNA of Syngnathus acus (greater pipefish), 925 nucleotides long. RefSeq names its product UBAP1-MVB12-associated (UMA) domain containing 1 (gene umad1). The transcript has 4 exons. Lineage: Eukaryota; Metazoa; Chordata; Actinopteri; Syngnathiformes; Syngnathidae. The coding region runs from base 222 to 674 and encodes 150 amino acids. The record is from RefSeq and is a predicted model, not a curated record.